AUGGUUUCAACACGCGCAAGAUCCCUUGGGAACCAACCCGAAUCCUCUACCACCUCCGACGACCACAAUGCCCGAUUGCAACAGUUAAACGAUCAAAUCCGUGAACGAGAGCAACAGUUAGCUAUUCUGCACGCGCAACAACGCCUCAACGAGUUGGAAGCACAGAUUCGCGAAGAUACUUUUAUCGAGUCCCGACCAACCCCGGAUAUCGCCGCAGAACCGCCGCAAAAUCGACCCGCAGACAAUAUGGAUGAUGAUAACGAAACACCGCCGAGAUUGGAGAUUAAGGAUUACUAUCGAGGAAAGAAUAUGUUAGAAUUUAAGGACUAUAAAGAUCGCAUGUUGACUCUCUUUGCACGCCACCGUCUAUAUUAUCGAAAAGAAGAACGCAAGAUAAACGACGCCAAACUCUACCUUGAUGCCCACGUUAAGCAGAAGUGGUUGAAUUUUGUAUCAGCAUAUGAGAGACGCGGAGGAGCAACACCGUUAACAUUCGACGAUAUGCUAUCACACCUAGAGAUGCAAAUUAACGACCCGCAGAAUCAGCGUCGAUUGGCGAGCCAAAGAUUCCAGGAUGCUAAGCAACAGGAGUGGCAGUCGAUACGCGACUUUUCUAAAUAUCUCGAAGAUUGGGAGUAUUACUUACCCCCAUACAGCGAGGAACAGAGAAUGGAUAACCUGCGUACUGCAAUGAAGAUUAUCGAUGAUGAACAUGUCCUUCGGGAAGGAUUCCACCAUUUCGAAGAAGCCGACAUCAGCGGAUACGAUGUAAUUCUGGGUAUGCCAUGGUUGCAAGCUGCGAACCCCGACAUUGACUGGGUGCGAAGAUGCUGGACCUAUAGGAAAGCGUCAAAUAUUAGCCAUGUGCACCUAGAUACCGCUAAGGAAUUUGCAACUUUAAUGGACGACAGCAACAUUAUAUUUGCCGCCUUUCCAUUGCGAGCUGCGCACGCAGCGACUGAGCCAAAUAUCCCGGAUGAUUAUAAGGAUUAUCUUGAUGUAUUCCGAGAAGAUAUACCUGACGCGGAACACGCACCCCACGAUCAUGCCAUAGAUCUCAAACCUGGCAAGGAACCACCGUACCGACCGAUAUAUAACCUGUCACCUCAAGAACUCUCCGUCCUCCGAGAAUAUAUCGAAAAGGCAUUAGAGAAGAAUUGGAUACGCCCGUCCAAGAGCCCAGCCGGUGCCCCAGUAUUAUUCGCACCGAAGAAAGACGGAACCCUGCGUCUUUGCGUAGAUUAUCGAGGGUUGAACGAAAUAACAGUCAAGAAUCGGUAUCCGCUGCCCCUGAUAAGUGAAAUACUCGAUAGAUUAGCAGGUGCCAAAAUAUACACACAAUUGGAUCUUAGGGACGCGUAUCAUAGAAUCCGCAUACGAGCGGGGGAUGAAUGGAAAACGGCAUUUCGAACACGAUACGGACACUUUGAGUAUCUGGUUUUACCCUUUGGGCUAACUAACGCCCCUGCGACCUUCCAAUCUUAUAUCAACAAAGCCCUCAGUGAUAUUUUGGACGUAUAUUGCGUGGCUUAUCUUGACGAUAUCGUAAUCUAUUCGAAUACGCUUGACGAACACGUCGCCCAUGUUAAGAAUGUGCUGGAACGUUUAAGGCGAUGGAGACUAUAUGUGAAACUUAUUCUCGAUAAUAACGGCACCCCUGACUGA
Messenger RNA from Histoplasma mississippiense, 1665 nucleotides. RefSeq lists its product as hypothetical. The coding region runs from base 1 to 1665 and encodes 554 amino acids. NCBI's taxonomy places the organism in Eukaryota, Fungi, Ascomycota, Eurotiomycetes, Onygenales, Ajellomycetaceae. The record is from RefSeq and is a predicted model, not a curated record. The transcript is spliced from 3 exons.